UUCCAGUUUAUUUGCAAGACAAUCAAUUUGAGCUGCGCCUCCGGCAGGAUAUCAAUUAAUUUGUAUUUCAAACGGGGAAAAUACAGAAAUUAACAUCCGGAUUGUGGCGGCAUCUGAUAAUAAGGGCACGAUAUCAACCGGUCUGUUUCUUUGUUUGACUUAAUUGAAUGGGAGAGAGUUAUUCACCUCGAACGUUUUGGAAAGGACUUUUUUAAUCAUAGUAAUUCAGUUUUUUUAGUUGUUGUGGCGGUUCUGGUGGUAACAUUACGAGACGCCUGGAAGGCCGUGUUCAUGUUUAGACGUGACUAUGAUAGAGAGGGUCGAUGUCAAAGGCGGCAUUUAGGGACUAUAUAGGAGCAAAAGCGCUCCUCAAACCCAGCAGUACGGUAUAGAUCCACGGUCCCACCUAAAGUGGUCAAGCCUACGCGUUCGCCCUCUGCCCCCCUCCCCUCCCCACUCGAAAACGUCCCUUGCUGUCGGCCACAUUUACGGAUGGCUGGGUUGCAAAACGAUGGCGAAGUUCACGGUAUGUCGAUUAAAAUCUGACCUUCAUUUGUCUCUGGAAAAAAUAACCUCGUGAAGGUAGUUUCUUACUCUAAUGGCAAAGUGGAACAAAAUCGUCGUAAGAGUCUUUCGUUUGUCGCACGUUCUUCACAAAUGAGGAAUUUCUGGGUUCCGCUGUCACAUUUAAACCUGAUAUUUGGCGCAGCCCGAGAAUGAGUGAAGAUCUCAGGGGCGAUUCCUUUUCGGAAACUCGGAUUUCUUUCUUUGUUCCAAACUUACGAUGAGUGAUAAACAUCUUUAAGAUACCCCCAACUUAUAUACCAUUUUUUUCUCGCAUUGGUGGUGGUCUUGAGGGAAGUUUAAGCAGCACGGUCCCUGGAGUAAUAGAGAGGAUAAUGUUUUCUGUGUAGUUCCGCCCCCUCAGUUCCAUGGCGCCGCUCGGCUGCUUAAAGAUUGCAAAGACAAGUCAGCUGAUGUGAGAGACAUUACCAAGCUCCACGCCAUGUCUAUAUUGGUAUCGGCUUUUUGCUCCACAAACAAAAUUUUCAUUUUUGUUCUUUUGUGUUUGUCGUAAUUUUUUUCUCUGCAUUAAACAAUGGAAAUUAAAGUAUCUCUGCAACAUCUACUGUGGAGAUAAACACCGUUAUCGAUAUACUUAUUCUCGAAGCUAUGAAUUUUUCGUGUGAGGAUUAUUAAAUGUAACUGAAAAUGUUAGAUCUAGCGGCUACUAGACAGUGAUUUAUUCACAAAGUCAGUGGCGUGUUGGUCUUCCAAUUUCUUUCUCAUGCAGUAAACACUUCAAAAUGGCAAAAAAAAUAAGAGCAAAUUUCCUCGAGGGUAUAUCAUAAAGGCCUUUUGAAAUGCUUUGAGAAGUUGGUGGAAACUAGCUCCUUAAAAGUAAGCUUCGAUGUAUGUCAUUUCAAACCACAAAUUUUACAAGUUUACUAAAUGUCAAUUAAUUUCCGUUGCAGAGCUCUUAAGCAGUCAGCUUUUCAAGUCAAUUAACCUGCAUAUCCGGAGGAAAACCCAUUAGACAACCUCUCGCCUCGACAACUAUGUUUUGUGAACGGCUUUUUGACGGUGUGAUAAUCAGAGGUGGGAAAUGAACGAGUCUGUACAACCCAGUAACCACUCAGAUGCAGCCGUGCAGCCCAGUUAUGGAAAUAUUUUGGCAGCUAUUUUGGGAAGUCUUCUGAUAAUCUGCACGUUAAUCGGGAAUUCUCUUGUGUGUAUCAGCUUUUAUUUGUUUAAGGAACUCAGAACUGUGUGUCAUUUUUUCGUCAUAAGUCUCAGUGCGGCGGACAUCUUGGUUGCUUUGGUAGCGAUGCCUUUCUGGUGUGCUUUGCAGGUCACUUCAAACCAAUGGUUGUUUAGUCAGGAGCUGAGAUAUUUUUGGAACUGUAUGGACAUUUUGUGCGGGACCGCUUCCAUUAUGAACCUUACAGCUGUUUCAAUCGACCGACAUGCGGCUAUUACAGAUCCCUUCUCCUACCAAAAUGUUAUGACUUCUGUGCGAGCAAUUGGCAUGAUCGUUUUUGUUUGGCUAUACUCCUUACUGGUCUCGGGACUGCGAUUAGCAAAUUGGCCCACUAAGUCAAGCUAUAUGCUUUUCAUCGCCCUUGCUAGUUUCUUCUUGCCUCUGUUUAUAAUGAUCAUCAUGUAUAUAAAGAUUUACCUCGUUGCAAGAAAACAAGUGCACCUUUUGAGAAGAGGCAGGAGCUAUGCAAAGGAUGUGAAAGCAGCUAAGACAAUCGCUCUUUUGAUUGGUUUGUUCGUCGUUUGUUGGGGACCGUUUUUCGCCAUCAUUCUUUGCUUUGCUUACGAUCAGUCAUGUCCAGUUCCAAGCACACUGUUUAACAUUAUCAAGUGGAUGGAAUACACAAGUUCAUGCCUGAAUCCAAUUAUUUACACGUUCCUUAAUCGCAGUUAUAGAAGAGCGUUUCGCAAACUUUGCAAGCUUGUACACAGAAGUCGUCACCAAUCCGAUUCAUCAUCUAGUGUAGGAUCUCAGCUAAGAGACGGAGGCUCGUUUACUGGAAGCCAUCAGGCCUCGGACAAUUUUGUGGAUCAAAGGCGCAAGCGAACUGGUUCCAACAUUGGCGCCUGUUUGGGACCCAGCAAAGAUUCAACAAUCUAGUCAAAAUUAUUUUAUCAAAAUGAGAACAAUUUCUGCGCACAACAUAAUUCUCUUGUUUGAUAAACCGAUGGCCAAUAAAAAGGUUUAGAAAGAUACAAAAUUACCUGCCUUGAGGACUCCGAUGCUAAACGCGUGUACUUUAAUUUU
Messenger RNA from Stylophora pistillata, 2788 nucleotides. RefSeq names its product alpha-1A adrenergic receptor-like. The record is from RefSeq and is a predicted model, not a curated record. Gene Ontology annotation, biological process: adenylate cyclase-activating adrenergic receptor signaling pathway; positive regulation of MAPK cascade. Gene Ontology annotation, molecular function: G protein-coupled receptor activity. NCBI's taxonomy places the organism in Eukaryota, Metazoa, Cnidaria, Anthozoa, Scleractinia, Pocilloporidae. Gene Ontology annotation, cellular component: plasma membrane.